Messenger RNA from Haliotis rubra (blacklip abalone), 837 nucleotides. RefSeq names its product beta-1,4-N-acetylgalactosaminyltransferase bre-4-like. NCBI's taxonomy places the organism in Eukaryota, Metazoa, Mollusca, Gastropoda, Lepetellida, Haliotidae. Bases 1 to 837 code for a protein of 278 amino acids. Gene Ontology annotation, molecular function: glycosyltransferase activity. The transcript has 6 exons. The record is from RefSeq and is a predicted model, not a curated record. Gene Ontology annotation, biological process: carbohydrate metabolic process.
AUGAUUGAGAAACGGCGAAUACUGAAUGAAACGCUUAAAUGGCUUGAUCUCGAGAAGACCUUGAAUGCGUCCACGACGCUUGUUCCCGGGGGAUACCACCGUCCCGUUGGAUGUGCUUCCGCACAGCGACUUGCCGUAAUAAUUCCCUACAGAGACAGAGAAGAAAACUUGAAGAUCCUCCUCAACAACCUCCACAGAGUGCUUCAGAAGCAACAGGCGGAGUAUGCCAUAUUUGUAGUGGAGCAGGAAAGCGGUACACCUUUCAACAGAGGAUUGAUUAAAAAUAUUGGUUACCUUGAAGCCCAGGCUCUGUGUCAUUUUGAUUGUUUCACCUUCCAUGAUGUGGACUUGGUGACAGAGAGUGAGCGGAAUACCUACAUGUGUGGGACGUUGGCUGUGCAUCACGCUAGACGACUCAACACAUGGAAUUAUAGGGUAUUGUACACUUUCCUGUUUGGUGGAGUACUCACCUUCAACGAGACAUAUUUCUCGACCAUCAAUGGAUACUCCAACUUGUACUUCAUGUGGGGUGCGGAAGACGAUGAUCUUUUUGAAAGAAUGCGGAAGAAACAACUGAGGUUUGUAGCAAGCAAAUACCCUCGUUACACUGCUCUGAACCAUGAACGGGAACCAAGGCAUCCUAAAGAAAAGAUGAAGAUCUAUGCAAACAGUUCUCAGAGGAUGGACACGGAUGGUCUCAACAGCAUGGGAAGGUUGUACCAAGUUAUAUCUGUGGACUACAAGCCUCUGUAUACUCGAAUAUAUGUGUCUGUUAAUCAAACCGAAAUAUAUAAUCAGCUCAAACGUUAUGGGAUAUCACUAUUAAAUACAAAAUAA